Messenger RNA from Ananas comosus (pineapple), 1827 nucleotides. RefSeq names its product pentatricopeptide repeat-containing protein At3g14730-like. The transcript has a single exon. The record is from RefSeq and is a predicted model, not a curated record. The annotation marks the transcript as partial. Gene Ontology annotation, biological process: RNA modification. Gene Ontology annotation, molecular function: RNA binding; protein binding. Lineage: Eukaryota; Viridiplantae; Streptophyta; Magnoliopsida; Poales; Bromeliaceae.
UUCUCCUCCACCGCCGCUGCACGGACGCGGCCGCGCGAGGCCCGGGCGGUGCAUGCGCUGCUCGUGACCUCCGGCGCGCUCCGCUCGUCCCCCUCCGCCCUGACCGCGCUCAUCUCCGCCUACUCCGCGCUCUCCCUCCCCGCGCUCGCCCUCCGCGCCCUCGUCGCCUCCCCUCUCCCCCCCAACCUCGUCUCCUUCAACGCCGCGAUCACCGCGCUCGCCUCCCACUCCCUCCCCUCCGCCGCCCUCGACCUCUUCCGCCGCCUCCGCCGCGCCCUCCCCGACGAACCCCCCGACGCCUUCUCCUUCCCCCCCGUCCUCCGCGCCUGCGCCGACCUCCCCGCGCCCCACGCCCACCUCCACCUCCGCGCCCUCCACGCGCUCCUCCUCAAGUCCCGACUCCACCGCGACCUCUUCGUCGCCAGCGCCCUCGUCCGCUCCUACCUCCGCCUCCGCCUCCCCGACGACGCCGCCCACCUGUUCGACGAAUGCGGCGGCGAGGCGGGCGCGCUGGGACCGGAGCGAGUCGGGGACGUCGUCCUCUGGAACGCCCUGCUCAACGGGCUCGCCCAGCUGGGCCGCUUCGGGCCCGCCCUGGAGUGCUUCCGCCGGAUGCUCGGCGCGGGCGUCGCCCCGAGCAAGUUCACCGUCACCGGGAUCCUCUCCGUCUUCACCGCCACGGCCGAUUUGGGGAGCGGGCGAAAGGUCCACGCUUUCGCCGUGAAAGCCGCGCACGACCGCGAGGCCUCGGUCGCCAACGCGCUCGUGGACCUCUACGGCAAGUGCCAUGAGUUGGGGGACGCCACAGAGGUCUUCGCCUCGAUAGCCGACGACGACAGGGACCUCUUCUCGUGGAACUCCAUGCUCUGCGCUCUGCACUAUUCAGCGGACAACGUCGGCGUCCUGCGGCUCCUCGCGCACAUGCGGCGCUCCGCCAUUUGGCCCGACGCCGUCACGAUGGCCGCCGUCCUCCUGACGAGCGGCAUGUUCGGCAACAACGGCGGCGGCUCGUUGGACGUGUUUGCCGCCAAUGCGCUGGAGGACAUGUACGCGAAGAGCGGCGCGCUGGAGGACGCGCGGCGCGUGUUCGACCGGAUGCCCGAACACGACUCUGCAUCGUGGAACAUCAUGAUCGACGGGUACGCGUCGCACGGGCGCGGCGGCGAAGCACUACGGCUGUUCGAUCGGAUGACGGCCGUCGAGAAGCUGGCGCCCGACGCGGUGACGCUGCUGGGGGCGCUGACAGCGUGCAGCCAUGCAGGGAUGGUGGAGGAGGGGCGCGCAUUGCUGCGGCGGAUGCGGGAGGAAUUCGCGGUGGAGCCCGAGGCAGAGCACUAUGCGUGCGCGGCGGACAUGCUGGGCCGGGCGGGGAGGCUGGAGGAGGCGAAGCAGGUGGCGGAGAAAGCCGGCGAGGCGGGGGCGUGGCGGGCGUAUUUGGCGGCGUGCAGGAUGCAUGGGGAGGCAGGGAUGGCGGAGGAGGCGGCGAGGCGGAUGCUGGAGUUCGAGGGGGCGGGGAGUGGGGGGUGGGUGUUGCUGGCAAACGCCUACGGCUCGGCGGGGAGCUUUGAGGGGUUGGAGGAGGUGCGAGGAGAAAUGAGGAGGAGAGGCGUGCGGAAGGCGGCGCCGGGGUGUAGUUGGGUGGAGGUGGGGGCCGUCGGCGUCGGCGUCGACGGCGCGGCGGCGGGGGAGGGGAGAACGGUGCAUGUGUUUGUGAGUGGGGAUAGGGAGCACCCGGAGAUGGAGAGGAUAUAUCAGAUGCUGCAUGGGCUUGUAGGGAGGAUGAGAGAGUGUGGCUACGUCCCCGAUUUAAAUAUUUAAACUAAACUU